Silurus meridionalis is the source of this 5770-nucleotide messenger RNA. RefSeq names its product poly(rC) binding protein 3 (gene pcbp3). Gene Ontology annotation, molecular function: mRNA binding. Gene Ontology annotation, cellular component: cytoplasm; nucleus. The record is from RefSeq and is a predicted model, not a curated record. Gene Ontology annotation, biological process: regulation of RNA metabolic process; regulation of gene expression. NCBI's taxonomy places the organism in Eukaryota, Metazoa, Chordata, Actinopteri, Siluriformes, Siluridae. Bases 804 to 1856 code for a protein of 350 amino acids. The transcript has 17 exons.
UGGAGAAGCAGCUUUUUGGCAUGUGAUUGGCUCCUGGGAGAGAGUGGGAGGCGAGCUGUUUCUUUCCUCCUAGUGCCGGAGUGCGAGUGCAUGCAGGGGACUCUUUGCUCUCCUCUUAUUUGACUGGCUGCAGCAGAGAGAGCAAGAGGAAGAGGAGCAGCAUUUCCUCUCCCCCUCUGGCCUUCCCGUCUCCCUGCUCCCUGUCACUCCAUCCUUCCUCCCUCCCGGACUGCACCGGCCUGGACCCUGUACCCAUCAGCCCCUUUGACUCUCCUCUCUUCACCAUCCCGUCUCAGCCGCCGCAGGUAAGGAGCCGCACUAACAUGACAGGUUGCAGAGCUGCUCCAGCUGCUCCAGCUGUUCACAAGGACUGCCUACUGCAAAGAGGAAAAAGAAGGAAAUUUGUAUCUACAAAUCCCUUUAGAAGAAAACAAGGCGUAGUAUCUCGCCCCCCUUUCCUAUAGGUAGUAAAACUGUACUGAACAGACUGAUCUUUCUUCAGUCUUCUGGAAGUGUGGCAGCACCUGGUCACAUGACCUGGAAGAGAAAAGCCAGGAGACCUUUUGGAUCCCUCUCUGAAUGGGCCGGUUAUCAACCUGGAAAGAAGUCUAAAGGCUGAUGCACUGAUCUACAUUGCGACAAAGCUGUGCUCUCUGUCGGCCUGAUCGGACCAUUUAUGACCUGACAGCCCCGACCCUGCACUGACUCUGGUGACUAGUUGGCUGUCAUUUCCAUCUCUCUCUUCCUACUCCUGGGGAUUUCCUGUAAAGUGACCAUACACCAACUUUUUCUCCAAUCCCGCCAUGGAAUCCAGCAAAGUGCAGUCCGAGGGAGGCCUCAACGUCACCCUGACCAUCCGUCUCCUCAUGCAUGGCAAAGAAGUUGGAAGCAUCAUUGGAAAGAAAGGAGAAACUGUAAAGAAGAUGCGUGAGGAGAGUGCUGCACGCAUCAACAUCUCAGAGGGAAACUGUCCAGAGCGAAUCGUCACCAUCACAGGACCCACGGACGCCAUCUUUAAGGCUUUUGCCAUGAUUGCCUACAAAUUUGAAGAGGAUAUAAUCAACUCCAUGAGCAACAGCCCGGCCACCAGCAAGCCCCCUGUCACCUUGCGGUUGGUGGUCCCAGCUAGCCAGUGUGGCUCUCUCAUUGGAAAAGGAGGCUCCAAGAUAAAGGAGAUGAGAGAGUCUACAGGAGCUCAGGUGCAAGUGGCCGGGGACAUGCUGCCUAACUCGACAGAGCGCGCUGUGACAAUCUCGGGCACCCCGGACGCCAUCAUCCAGUGUGUCAAACAGAUAUGUGUGGUCAUGCUGGAGUCCCCACCGAAAGGUGCCACCAUCCCCUAUCGCCCAAAGCCUGCCUCCACCCCGGUCAUUUUUUCAGGUGGCCAGGUAAGAGCCGACCCGCUGGCGGCGUCCGCAGCCAAUCUCAGCCUUUUACUGCAGCACCAGCCACUGCCUGCUUACACUAUUCAGGGACAGUAUGCUAUUCCACAUCCAGAUCAGUUGACCAAGCUCCACCAGUUGGCUAUGCAGCAAACCCCCUUUACCCCCCUCGGACAGACCACCCCUGCUUUCCCCGGUCUGGAUGCCAGUCCCCCGGCCAGUACUCAUGAACUCACCAUUCCCAAUGAUCUAAUAGGCUGCAUAAUCGGGCGCCAGGGAACCAAAAUCAAUGAGAUCCGUCAGAUGUCUGGAGCACAGAUCAAAAUUGCUAAUGCCAUGGAAGGGUCAUCAGAGCGCCAAAUCACCAUCACAGGAACCCCCGCCAACAUCAGCCUUGCCCAGUACCUCAUUAAUGCAAGGUUCAGAGAUGUGGCAGCCAUGUGGAUUGACCCCUCUUCAAUGACUACAUCCUGAAGCCCCAAAUCUGCUCUCAUUAUCUGAAGUGAACAGCAGCCAUUUUUCCCCAUUAACCAUUAUGUACCAAACUUCCUUACAUGCCCCAACUUCUACCUGUAGAUUAAUCUUGUAUACAGAAUGCUGUUACAGAAUAGGGACAUCCUGUGCUAUGUAGUGUCUUAAUAGUGUUUCAGCAUGCUGAAUGAUUCUUCUGGAUUGCCAUGUAUUAUUUUUUUUUUCUGGUUUAUAGUUUAGUUAAAUUUGAUGGAAACCAUGAACUGCCCCACCCCUUACCCAAUGGCGUCUUUUUUCUCUCUCUUAGGUACUAUAUCUUGAUUUUAAGAUUGAUUAUUGUUAUCUUCAGCUUUCUCAUUAUUUCAAGAUGUAUCUUUAUUCCAGUUUUACAUUUUGUGAUUUUAGGAGAUUAUGUUAUACUAAAGGCACUACAUAAAAGCAUAAUAACAAUAAUAACAAUUUAAAAAUGUUCUAGGAUCUUGCUAUAAAUAAAAAUGAAUAAAAAUAAUUAAAAUAUCUCUAAAUAAUGACCUUUAUUUUCAGAUGUUAAAUAGUAAUAAUGAGUUUAAAUAACAUUUAUUGAGGUAAUUAGUCACAACAAAUACAUUGCAUUUCAUUUCUUUUUACUUGCUGCAGUUCAGGACUACUAAAACUGAAUGAGUUAUGUUGUAUAAAAAUGAUAAAGAGAGAAAGAGAAAUAAAAUGUGAACAGGAUUUAGUGCGAUGUGUUGCUAAUCAAGGCCUGAGUAAAAUUGAUUCCCCUUUUGUAGGUUUGAUAUUUGAUUGCUUGCCCUUACAUUGACUACAUUGUACAUUGGCUGUCAUUUUAAUUUGAUUUUUAUUCAAAAUGUUUUUUUUGUCAGUGCAAAAGAAAUUGAUUAUAUAUUUCAGUUUAGCCAUGUGCUUCACCCGUUUUCUUCCUAAGUGCACCAAUGAAUACAAAUGCAUGACUAUUGAACAGUUAACAAAAUUGAGAACUAGAGCGAGCAAGAGAGUUGUUACUACUAAAGUUUAAUUUAAAUUAUUUUCAUUUUCUCUACUUUUCUGUCUUUCCCCACCAACCCUGUCCCCUCCUUGUCCCACCUUUCCUGACUGUUUUAGGCUGACAUCUGAAGUCACUGGAAUGGGCACUCUCUAAUUUCUACCCAUCAUCCUUCACUGCAUCACAUGACCCUUGAGCCAGUGGCAUUAAACCUUGGUUAUGAUUUUUUUGGUUCCUCCUCCUCUGUACUAGUUUUCCCUGAAUUUUUAAUUAUUAUAGUGAUUUUAGAUUCUAUAAUCUGUCUAUUUAAAAUUGACAGUUUAGUGUUGUUCCUCCUGCUCCUGCAUUAUCUCAAUGCGCCCAUUUUUUGUUGUUGUUUGUUUGUUUGUUUGUUUGUAUGUAUGUUUUUGGUCCUAACCUCUUAAUUUUAAAGGACACUACUUUUUUGACACUCUAGUACCUUCCAUGUUACCAUGUAUUUUCACUGUGAGUCAUUAAUGUUAUGUUUUUUUUUUAUUUUCAAUCCAUAUUCUGCUGUGCUGCUGGAUCUGCACCGCUGGUUUCAAAAUUAACAUAUUUCAAAAUAAAGUAGUAGUCUAUAGCUCACAAGGGCUCAGACUUUCACCUCACACACCAGCUAAAACCAGGAACACACCUAGAGUUCAACGGGGCUGCUGCCUUUUUUAUAUAGCUUUCUUUACAACAUGACAACACACACAUAGCCCCGAUUUCUGCAUUCACAUUCAGAGCUGCUAAAAGAUAUAAAUAAAUUCAUUCAUUCAUUCAUAAAUAACUAGUUAGAGCACACAGGAAUUAAAUAGACACGAGCGAGUGCAGCUUGUGUCCUUGCUACAAUUUAAUCACAUUAAAUAUGAUCAUUGCUCUAUAGCAUAUUGUUAUACACAGCCUAUAUAGUAUAAUAGUGUACAUAACCUAAUGGAUAACUUAAAAGGAAAAGGUGGACUCAAUCUGUAGCCUUUUGAAAGCUUUUUCAAGUCACACAGUCAGCAGCUUAAAAACAGCAAAAUGUUUCUCAGAUAUCCAUUGAUCAUUAUGUCCAUGAUCAGCAUCACAAUUACAGUAUGUGAGGAUAGGAUUGGGUGAAAAAAUUUGGUACAAAAUUAGUCUAGUCUAGUGAACCAAAGUAUUGUAGCAAAAAAAAUCCUUAAACACAAUAUUAAACACAGACUUUUGUAGACCAUUUUUGUAUUCAGUACUUCACUGAAUACGUUUUGAUUCAAAUCAUUUUGACUCAGUUGUUAACUGACUUCCCAUGAUUUCCCUGUGUGCGGUCUAUAUCUCUAUUUUCUCUCUUCCUAUGGAGUUUCUUUUUUCCAUUUGUUUUGGCCCAUUUCUUAUUGCAAUCAUCGAUGUAAAAACCCUGCAACCUGCAGCUCGGUGCAGCCUCCAGUAAUUUUCCUGUGCUACUCUGUGUGUGUAAUCUGGAGUUAUUUCGAGACCCUGGCAGAGCCAAUUGUGUAGCAUUUUGCUAAAUGUUCAGAUCCGUUUGGCCGGUUUUAGCACUGGCCAUCAGCUGUUUUUCUAAAAAAAAAAAAACAAAAACAAACAAAGACAAUCUGAACCAUAGAGCCCUGUCGAGCCUGUCCAGCUCAGAGUUUAAAUUUCUUGUGUGCCUCUGAGUCAAAUUUAAAUAUUUGACACUGAGGCUGAGUUGAAUGUAAUUAUUUCAUCAACUAUUCUUUAAAAGGAGGCUUGUAGUUCUACAUAGUUUUUCAUUUGUUUUUCCACUAAUAUGUCCUUAAAAUCAGAAGGAUCACAUUCUGACCUGGAUUUCAAGACUCAGAUUAAGUGCAGCAAAGUAGAUUAGAAUUUGUAGACACUUCCCAUUGAAAAGUCUUUCAAUCUGGGAUUAGACUUAAUCUGAGUCUGGAAAGAACACUUAUGAAACCACAUAUGUCCAUAAAUUAAACUGUAUUCAUGUUUAAAACAUUACAAAGGUACUCAAACAUCAUGUAAAACGGACAAUUACACAAUUCAUUUAUAUGCAACUGAAUGUUAUUCCACUACGCAACCUGCUCAGAUUUGGUCAGACACAAGUCUGAAGUUUAUUCACAAAUUACUUUCAGAGGCAAACACACAAAAGUAUGCACAGUCUUCUCGAGCCAGUGAGACACUACACAAGAUUGAGAUGAUGUACUAUUGUUGCUUUGAAUAAGUUAGUCAUUUAAAUUUCAUUAUAGUUUAAUUAAUGUUUUGUCAUUGAUAAGAUAUUAUUUUAUUUAAUGUCACAUUAUAUUUUGCACUGAGUUAAAAUGUAGGAUUUUUUUGUGUUAGAUUGUAUGUUUCAGCAAGACUGUCUUGUAAUAUUUAUAUUGAAUGUUCUAUUUUCGGGUUAUGUUUUGGGUAUAUAAUGUGCUGUGCUUUAGCUCAUUAUAAAGAUAUAAUAUUCUCACAUUUUAGUACUUUAUUAUGAUAAUAAUAACAAUAAUGAUAAUAAUAAAUAUUAUUAAUAUUAUUACUAUUAUUAUUAUUAUUACUAUUAUUAUUACUACUACUACUACUACUACAUCUAUAACACAAAUGCAAUAAAAUGUGUUUCAUGAUGUAUUACAUUAGCUAUAUAGAGUGCCAUCAUGUUUCUUUUUUUCUCCUUACCAUAUUGCAUGUUCAUGUCUUCAUUAAAGUCUCUAUUUUCAUAUUACAUUUGUGACAUCUUUUAACUUAAAACAUCAGAUCUGUUUCCAAUCAUUUAUUGUCUGUCAUACACAGUUUUUGUUGUACUAGAGCAGAAAAAAACAAAAAAAAAACAAGGGCCCUUUUCCUUUUUGUGCUUCUGUAAAUUAUGCUGUUUGGAGUAAUUACUUAGCAUUGCAUAAUUUGCUGCUUGCCGGUCUAUAUACGUUUAAAAAGAUUGAGGUUAAAUUACCUUUGAGAUGUUUUAUAAAAGGAAAUAAAAGUUUUGUUUUUCCCUUGA